Messenger RNA from Impatiens glandulifera, 2181 nucleotides. RefSeq names its product probable inactive receptor kinase At1g27190. NCBI's taxonomy places the organism in Eukaryota, Viridiplantae, Streptophyta, Magnoliopsida, Ericales, Balsaminaceae. The transcript has a single exon. Bases 227 to 2014 code for a protein of 595 amino acids. Gene Ontology annotation, cellular component: plasma membrane. The record is from RefSeq and is a predicted model, not a curated record. Gene Ontology annotation, biological process: protein phosphorylation. Gene Ontology annotation, molecular function: ATP binding; protein kinase activity; protein binding.
CCAAAAAAAAAAAUUGUAAAAAAAAAAAAAAAAAAAAGAAAAAAAAAAGUGCAUUAUUGAAUGUCACCUGAAAGUAGAGAGAGAGAGAGUAGUCAAACCGGAUCUCUGUUUCUCUCUCUUAAAUUCCCAAUACCCUAAAAUCAAAUGAAGAAGACGACUACCCAAAUCCCAGAUUUUUAAAACCCAGAUUCCAUUGUUGAUCAUAUCUUCACAAAUCACAACAACGAUGAAGAAAACGAUCAUAUUCAGAUCUUUUACAUUUCUUCUUCUUCUUAUUGUGGCUGCCGCCAUUGAAGACGAUGUGAAAUGUCUACAAGGAGUAAAGAAAUCACUUCAAGAUCCAAAUCAAAACCUUGAAUCAUGGGUAUUCACUAAUAUCUCAGUUUCAUUCAUCUGUAAACAGCUAAACGGAGUAUCCUGUUGGAACGAACAAGAAAGUCGUAUCAUUAGCUUACAACUACCAUCAAUGGGUCUCGCCGGUCAAAUACCAGAAUCUCUUCAAUAUUGCCGUAGUCUACAAUCGCUUGAACUUCCCGGUAACGAUCUAUCAGGUUCAAUCCCAACUCAAAUCUGCAAUUGGUUACCAUAUCUCACAACUUUAGAUCUAUCCAGUAAUAGAUUCUCCGGCCAGAUCCCACCUGAAAUCGCCAAUUGUAGAUUCUUAAACAAUCUAAUCCUCAAUGAUAACCAGUUUUCCGGCCGGAUCCCUUAUGGACUUGGUCAGCUCGAUCGAAUUCGAAAGUUCUCCGUUGCUAAUAAUGCUCUCACCGGUUUAAUCCCGUCCGAUCUAAACAAGUACCCAUCUGAAGAUUUCUCCGGUAACAAUGGUCUCUGUGGAGAAUCAAUCGGAAAAAGAUGUGGUAAAUUGAGUAGUAAGAGUUUGGCGAUUAUCAUCGCCGCCGGAGUUCUUGGUGCCGCCGGUUCGAUUCUUCUCGCCUUUGGAGUUUGGUGGUGGUGCAUAUUGCCGUCGCAGAGGAAGAAGAGAAAGGGUUAUGAAGAAAAAGGAAACUGGAUUCAACGUUUGAGAUCUCAUCGUCUUCUUCAGGUAACCCUGUUUCAGAAACCAAUCGUUAAGGUUAAGCUGAAUGAUUUAAUGGCUGCGACUAACAAUUUUGAUCCUGAAAACAUCGUUAAUUCGACUAAAACCGGUGAAUCAUACAAAGCUGUAUUAUCAGAUGGAUCAACAUUAUCAAUCAAGAGAUUAACCAUUUGUAAAUUAAACCAGAAACAAUUCAAAAUCGAAAUGCACAAAUUAGGUCAACUUCGUCAUUCAAAUCUAGUUCCCUUAUUAGGUUUCUGUUUAGUAGAAGAUGAAAAGCUCUUAGUUUACAAACACAUGCCAAAUGGGUCACUGCAUUCUCUUCUCCACACAUCAACCGUUUCAUUAGACUGGCCAACCCGACUCAGGAUCGCAAUCGGCUCUGCCCGAGGCCUCGCCUGGCUCCAUCACGGCUCAGACCCGCCCUACAUUCAUCAAUACAUAAGCUCAAACGUAAUUCUACUCGACGACGAUAUGGAGCCACGAGUCACUGAUUUCGGUCUAUCCAGACUACUCUGUUCUGGGUCGGGGUCGGUUUCAGGUCAUGACUCUAAUGACUGUUUCGGUGAAUUGGGUUAUAUUGCACCAGAAUUCUCGGGCAGCAGUUCUGUCAGGACCACGAAAUCUGAUGUUUAUAGUUUUGGAGUUGUUCUUCUCGAGCUUGUGACUGGUGAGAAGGGUGUUGAGGUUGGUAAUGGGGGUGAAGGGUUUAAAGGAAAUCUUGUGGAUUGGGUUAGCCAGUUGACUGUUUCGGGUCGAGCUCAAGAUGCUAUCGAUAAGAGAUUGUUGGGAAGAGGAUAUGAUAACGAAAUGGUGCGAUUUUUUAAGCUUGGGAGUAGUUGUGUCGCGUCUAGACCAAAGGAGAGGCCUUCUUUGUAUAGCGUUUAUGAAUCGUUGAAGACGAUGGGUGAGCAACAUGGAUUCAGCGAGCAGAUUAAUGAAUUUCCGGCUAUGAAUUAUGGGAAACUAGAUUAGGUUUAGAAUUAAGAUUGAGAUGAGAUCUAUUUGUGUUUAGAAGUGAGUUUUAUUGAUGUUCAAAAUUGUUAUGUAUUUGGUUAGGUUAUCUCUAUGUGUUCUUACUAAAUUCCUUUGACUUGAUUAAACUUUGAAUUUGUUAUUGAUAUAAGAAGUAUGUUUUCUAA